Molecule: messenger RNA, 2489 nt
Organism: Toxotes jaculatrix (banded archerfish)
Lineage: Eukaryota; Metazoa; Chordata; Actinopteri; Toxotidae
Gene: psmb1
Product: proteasome 20S subunit beta 1
Exons: 6
Coding region: 89-802 (237 amino acids)
Cellular component (GO): proteasome core complex
Source: RefSeq, a predicted model, not a curated record
GACAGUAAAAGAAGAGGCUGCCAUAUUGCAGUGAUACAGCGACUUUACCUGACAGAAGACUGAGCACCGUUGGCUUUCUGGUACAAAGAUGCUUUCAGCGCAUACUUUUGGAGACUCUGGGAAGAUGAAAGAAUAUCAUUAUACUGGUCCAGUAGAGCACCGGUUCUCGCCGUACGCUUUCAACGGAGGAACUGUACUAGCUGUCGCCGGGGAAGACUUCGCCAUCGUAGCCUCAGACACCAGGCUAAGUGAAGGCUAUUCAAUCCACAGCCGGGACUCACCAAAAUGCUACAAGCUGACAGACACAACUGUCAUAGGAUGUAGUGGUUUCCAUGGUGACUGCCUGACUCUGACCAAAAUCAUUGACGCCAGACUAAAGAUGUACAAACACUCAAACAAUAAGACAAUGACCAGCGGAGCCAUCGCAGCCAUGUUGUCUACCAUCCUGUACGGCAGGAGGUUCUUCCCCUACUAUGUCUACAACAUCAUCGGAGGACUGGAUGAGGAGGGCAGGGGAGCAGUUUACAGUUUUGACCCGGUGGGGUCCUACCAGAGAGACACCUACAAGGCCGGAGGAUCGGCGAGUGCCAUGCUACAGCCGCUGCUUGACAACCAGAUUGGUUUUAAGAACAUGGAGGGUGUGCAGCAUGUCCCUCUGACUAAGGACAAGGCGAUCCAGCUGGUCAAAGAUGUCUUCAUCUCGGCCGCAGAGAGAGAUGUCUACACUGGAGAUGCCCUUCGGAUCUGCGUCAUCACUAAGGAGGGCAUUAAUGAGCAGACUGUACCUCUGAGGAAGGACUGAGGAGUAAAAAUGAUGUUUCCAUCUGCCUCUGCUUUCUUCUUUGGUCUGUUCUUUCUACAUACACCCUGUAGGUUUGGCCCUCUUACAUCAACUUUCUUAUAACAGGAGUUUUGAUCCAUAGGUUGCUUCAGGUAGCCUCUUAUGAGGCUUUUACUGGGGAACAGUCAGUUCACUGUCAUUUCAAAUGUAUGCUGUUCUCCAGCUUUCCACUAUUAUCCCCCUAAUAUUUUCACUGUUGGCACAUCCAUGUAAUUGUGGAUAGGUAACCUGAUUCUAGAUCAGCACUCCUGCUCUAAGAAGCAAGUUCUUCGCUCACCUUUUCCUGGAUUCUGCCUCUGCAUUUUUCAUUAUGUUUUGGAAGGAUACAUACUCUGCUAUUCUUUUUACAUUCUUAAUAAAUGUAAAGAACGGAAAAGUCUGCUGCUCUUGUUCACUGCAUGUGUCCACACACGUACACUCCACUUCAGAUAGACUUAGCACCGUUACAGUAAGUUUUACCCUAAUUAACAAAUAGGAUCAUAAGACUUCAAGUUCAGCAUCUCAAAAAUGUCAGGGCCUGUGGAUAUUACAGUGACAUGUACCUGCCUCUUCCUUCUUGUACUUACUUACCUGUCCAUGCUCCACAUCUAUCACUUAACAGGAUGGUGUUUCCUGUAGCUGUAGAUUGUUGGGUUUCUUUACAUAAAUAGUAACUGACUCGUCAAAGUUUUGUCAGUGUACUGGGAAAUAAAAUAUUUUAUUAACUCCAGUGGUAAAUUGCACAAAGUGGACAAAAAGGGGGUACAAGGCAUUGGCAAACUGUUCCUAUUAGGUGAAACCAGUCACCUUAACUCUGAACCUAACAAAGAAUGAGAAGAGUAGGACAAGUUCAGUACUUCUUAGCAGCAGAGGGUUACGACAUACAGUAUAAGUAAUCCACUGCAUGUUGAAUCUUAAAACUCAAAUUACAAUGCGUGAAGAGGAAAAAAAAAUCUUUUUAUUGUUUUUGUUUAUGGAGAAUAAAAGGGGCUGAUCAUUUCAUCUGCUGGACAUUUGCCUCACUCAUGCCACAAUCAGAGACAUAGUGAUCAGAUGACAUUCCCGGGUGACAUGGAGGAGAGAAGCAGAUGAAAAUCAAAAAUGUAAGCGUAUAAACCUUUUUUUCUGAUGAGCAACUUAUUUCCAAAACCACAAACGGAUGCUGCAAAGUGUAAGUGGCCUUUUAGACCUCUGUUCUUGCGUAUAUUUUUUCCUCACACUGUCUUUUGUUAAUAUUGUGCUCAGAGAGAAACAAGGGUGGGUAACAUUUUUGUUUGAGCUGUCUUCUGUUUUAUGUUAGGAGUUUAGAUGGAGAUUAUUUUUUCAGUAGUAAUCAGUUGUUUUGAUUCAGUUACAUCCUUUGUUCACGUUUACACCAAGGAUCAGCUGAAUGUGCUGAAGCCAUCCCAGCAGAAAUCCAGAGGAGUCAGCUACACAAACAGGAUGCAGAGGAGUAACGAGGAGAUGAUGAACCACUACAACAGAGACUGAUGGAGAACAGCAUGUCUCCCUUAUAUUAUCAUGAAGACAUGGCUCCAAUAACAUACUGAAGAUUCUCUGGAUCCCAUAGCUACCAUCAAAGAUUUACUUUCUCUUUCUUCUAUGCGUGAUGUGCAGUUGUAACAAAGCAGUUUCCCUGUCGAUGUCAAUAAAGUUUUUCUGAUUCUGA